AGACAGAGUUCUCAUUCAGUUACAGGGGAUGCUGUCCCCACCAACCUUCUCACCAUGGUUUUACUGAAUUCUCACGAUGUGCUCAACGAGACUACACCAUAUGCUUCUGAAAUGGAUCGUUUUCGGUCGCAGAAGUAAAGCCGCAUUUUAAAAGUAAUGGAAUCAGUUUCUCUACCGAGUCGCACUUUGAGAAGAGGCUGAACAAGUGGAAUGAAAGCGGGACGUCUUCAGCAAUCAUCAUCAUAAUGGAUAAAACAUUGCCUACAUUGGGGAACACAAAUAAUUGAAAGGCUCCUUAAGAAGGUGACUGGAGACUUGAGAGAUUGGCAGAAUCUAUUUGGAAGCAGUGCCUAAAAUUACAUCUAGACGCAGCCACCUCCAAGAAUGAGGAUCAAAUACAUGAUACCAAUCGUCUUCUUUGUGGCACUUGUUAUCAUUGAGAAGGAAAACAGGAUCAUCUCAAGGGUGUCAGAUAAGCUGAACCUAAAGCAGACCCCCCAAACUCCUUUACAGGCCGGCGUUUUCUCUCACUUAUCGCUGAAGCACAAUUUUUCCUUCCCCACACUCAGCAAAGACUUCAUGGUGAUGAAACAGCGCCUGGAGAACUACACCGAACACCAAGAGGUGGUGAAAAACGUAAGGAAACAUGUUCUCCUGCUGGCCACCACUAGGACUGGAUCCUCGUUUGUAGGCGAGUUUUUCAACCAGCAAGGUGACAACAUGUUUUACCUAUUUGAGCCUUUGUGGCAUGUGGAGAAGAUGUUGACUCUGGACACUGGAGGCACAAAUGCUACUGCGUCUGCCAAGGCGUACCGUGACGUUCUUCAGCAACUUUUCCUGUGCGACUUUUCCCUGCUGGAAAGCUUCAUUGACCCACUUCCAGUGAGCCACAUAACCACUAGCCUUUUCCGCAGAGAGUCCAGCAGCUCUCUGUGUGAGGAGUCUGUCUGCAGCCCUGUCAUCAAAGGCAUUUUUGAGCGCUAUCGCUGCAAAAUCAGACGCUGUGGGCCCCUAAACCUGACCAUGGCAUCAGAGUCUUGUGUUAAAAAGGAUCACAGGGUCAUCAAGUCUGUAAGGGUGCGCCAGCUUGAGAACCUCCGUCCACUUGCUGAGGAUCCGCGUCUUGACAUCAGAUUCAUCCAGUUGGUUCGGGAUCCUCGGGCCGUGCUGGCCUCGCGCAUGGUCGCGUUUGCUGCCAAGUAUAAGAGCUGGAAGCAGUGGGCCCUAGGUGGGGACAGGCCCCUUGAUGAGGAUGAGGUGAAGAAGCUGAAAGGCAAUUGUGACAACAUUCGGCUGUCUGCGGAAGUCGGCCUCAGGCAGCCCCCAUGGCUGCGCAGUCGGUACAUGUUGGUGCGAUAUGAGGACAUUGCUCGUUUUCCCAUGAGGAAGGCAACCGAGAUGUUCAGAUUUUCUGGAAUUCCUCUGACUCCACAAGUAAAAGCCUGGAUCCUGAAGAACACUCAGGUUUCUAAGGAAAUCAGUGGGGUUUACUCUACCCAGAAGAACUCCUCUGAACAAGUGGAGAAAUGGAGGUUUAGUUUACCAUUCAAGAUAGCUCAGGUUGUGCAGAGAGCGUGUGGGCCAACACUGAAGCUGUUUGGGUACAAGUUUGUAAGUAGUGAAAAGAUGCUUACAGACAAAUCUAUAAGUCUUAUUGAAGAUAAAGUCUUCAGCGUGUAAUAGGACAAAAUUGUUUAUUACCUUAAUAUUUUGAAGUGAGGCUCAAUGAAGUUAUUAUUAGUUAUGGUUUUCUUACCUGUAGUAGACAAAUGUCAUAUCCCAGUACAAUUGUAAGAAAAAGCAAGGCUAGCAGCCAUUCAAACAGAUCAUGUUGAGUUUAAUAAUAUAAAAACUGAAACUGAAAAUCUGUGGGAGGUGAAUUAGUGUAUAGUAACCAGCUACAUGUCCUGUUGUUAAGAGCUUUAUGUUUAUGUGUAUUCCAUGUCUUCCAUGUUUUGAUUAAGUUCCCUGAUUUCUAAAUGAUUUCUUGCUUCUGAGUUUCAUUAUUAAAUUUUGGCUUGGUAAUUUAAUUCAUUCUCAUCUUUUCUGUCCUGUUUGUCCAGUUUUCUGGUUUCAGUAUGUUAGCUUCUGUUCAGCCAUUCCUUUUCAUAAAUAUUCCUGUUGUAUCUGUCCCAAGGUUUCUCUCUAAUUAAUUAGUCUAAUCUAUUUAUUGUCCCAUUAAUCACUCUGCCCUGUAUAUGUUUUUUCUCUGCUUCGCCCUUUUAUUGCAGUUGUUGGAUGUUGUCUCAUUUUUUUGUUACAACAACUUCUCUGUUGCUGUGCAAAAGUUUCGCUGGUGGAGGCUGUAUAAAACUACCCAAUCAGUUGAUUGAAAAUCUGUCAAAGUAAUUUCCAAGUGAGACCUGGAUAAGCACAGGAAUAUUGCCUUUUUAACACCAUUACAUAAAAUGACAGUCUGGCUCAGAAUCCUAUAGUCUUUCUCCACUCUUGAUGAAGUUAGUGUUGCCUGACGAGUUGCAGCUAAUGAAGUGGGUUGAGCAACCAAUACAACGUCACCAUAGUAACGCUAAAGUUGAUUGGUUGGAAAAGCAACAAAAAACCUGUUUCCUGUGAAAGUGUAGAUGGUUAAUGACAGCUAAAACUGUGUGUUCCAUGGAUAUAACUGCUUGUUUUCUGAGUUCUUUCAAAUUGUUUAGAUCGGGGUUUCUUAACCCUGGUCCUUAGGGCCCAGUGUCCUACAUGUUUUAGGAGUUUCCCUGCUGCCACACACCCGACUUAAAAUAAUGGGUGUUUAACAGGCUUCUGUGGCACUUGAAGGCACCCUGAGAAAGUGAUGCAAUCAUUUUUUUCAGCUGUGCUGAAGCAGAGACACGUCUAAAACAUGAAGGACUGUGGGCCCAGAGGACCCAUUUUAGGAAACACUGGCUUAGAUCAACUAGAGCAGGUAAGUCUGACUAGCAAUUAGCCUUCCACUGCUCCAAUGUUGGGCUGCACAGUGGUGCAGUUGGUAGCACUGUUGCCUUGCAGCAAGAAGGUCCUGGGUUCAAUUCCCAGCCAGGGGUCUUUCUGCAUGGAGUUUGCAUGUUCUCCCCGUACAUGUAUGGGUUCUCACCAGGUACUCCAGCUUCCUCCCACAGUCCAAACACAUGCCUGUUAGGUUAAAUGGUCUCUCUAAAUUGCCCUUAGGUAUAUGAGUGUGUGUGCAUGGUUGUUUGUGGGUUGCCCUACGAUGGACAGGUGAACUGUCCAGGGUGUACCCUGCCUCUUGCCCAUAGAUUGCAGGAGAUAGGCACCAGCUCCCCCACAACCCACUAUGGAAUAAGUGGUAGAAAAUGGCUGACUGCUCCGAUUUGUCAAUAUAUUUUUCUGAUCACCAAUACUGCAUAUAACUCAUGGCAAUAUGAUGUCUUUACAGGUAGGGGAAUUCUUUUUAAUUUUUUUUGUUAGCUUCUUUUUAUGUAUUUUAAUAUUUAUUAAUAAUAACUUUGCAGUGCCUCACUUCAAAAAAUCUGUAAUAUUCCUUUAAAACCUGUUCGCAUUGAUUAUAUUUAUUACAGUCAUUUGUCGUAAACAGAUUUAGUCUGUUUUUAGUUUUUUUUUUUUUUACAUGAACAUGGUGUAAUGUCAUUUUAAGCUUUUAAAACUAUGUAAGCAUGAUAUUUUUUAUUUAUAACUGAACUUUGAUCACAGGCAAAGUUCAGUUCUUUUUGCACUCCAAACUGUUAUGUCAAUGCAAUACAAAUAAUGCUGCUACCCCUUGUCUUUUUUAUUUCCUGAAACUCCAAUAUGAUAGCUGUGGCUUUAUGAAAAACAAUGAGCUGUUUAUAUAAAUAUUACCAGAAACCUCCACUGGUGUUUUUUUUUUUUUUUCCAUUUCUGGUGGUUCUUGAAGUCCUUCCUGCAGGAGCAACAAGAGUUGUAAUUAUACUUAAAGACACAGAAAAAAUGAAAUUACUUUGAACAACAAUGCUUUUGUUUGAAAGGGCAAAUACCAGUGUCUUGCCAUGCAAUAGUUUAUCUUUUUAGGAAGUAAUGCCUCAUGCAAAUGUUUUUAUUCGUUCAUUUUUCCAUACUGUCUGAAUGUGCUGUUCUUGCACCUAUGCACAAGUUGUUAUUCAACAAGUCUGUAUUUUACCUUUGUUGAAGAUACAUUUGCUAUUUUGCCUUAAGCUGAUCCAAAUAUUCUUUAGGUGGUAAAGAUCACCUGAAACAGAUGUUGCUACUCUAGUGUUAGAUAACAUUCCAACUGCAACUGGUUUGCAGGAUUGUGCAAGGUUUGUCGACAGGUCUCUGUCUGUUGACAGAAGUCUCUUGGCAGGUGUUGAUAAGAGGCCACAAUACCCUGGUCUCUUUUUAUGUUCUGGUGUUUGCCUUUUGUCUGUUGCAAUAAAUCUACUUUUAAAUUAA
Messenger RNA from Girardinichthys multiradiatus, 4368 nucleotides. RefSeq names its product carbohydrate (chondroitin 6) sulfotransferase 3b (gene chst3b). Gene Ontology annotation, biological process: N-acetylglucosamine metabolic process; carbohydrate metabolic process. The coding region runs from base 385 to 1680 and encodes 431 amino acids. Gene Ontology annotation, molecular function: chondroitin 6-sulfotransferase activity; N-acetylglucosamine 6-O-sulfotransferase activity. The transcript is spliced from 3 exons. Gene Ontology annotation, cellular component: Golgi membrane. Lineage: Eukaryota; Metazoa; Chordata; Actinopteri; Cyprinodontiformes; Goodeidae. The record is from RefSeq and is a predicted model, not a curated record.